Messenger RNA from Chenopodium quinoa (quinoa), 1158 nucleotides. RefSeq names its product transcription factor bHLH104-like. NCBI's taxonomy places the organism in Eukaryota, Viridiplantae, Streptophyta, Magnoliopsida, Caryophyllales, Amaranthaceae. Gene Ontology annotation, biological process: regulation of DNA-templated transcription; intracellular iron ion homeostasis. Gene Ontology annotation, molecular function: DNA-binding transcription factor activity; protein dimerization activity. The record is from RefSeq and is a predicted model, not a curated record. Bases 162 to 908 code for a protein of 248 amino acids. The transcript has 6 exons.
UAUCUCUGAUUCAUCUUCCUGCCCCCCUUUUUCUUCUGUCUGUCAUUUUUCUCUGCUUUUCUUAUGAUUGGGAACAAAUAAAUACUUAAUCUUCAGUAAAAUAUUCUGGAUUUUUUUCAGUGACUAAUUUGAUUUUUCUGCUGUAACCCCAAUUCAAAAAGAUGGGUUCUUUUGAUGAUACUGCUUGGGAUCUACCCCUUGAUUAUUUCAUUGAUGAUGUUGCUUCCCCUAAUUUUUCUUGGGUUGAUCCCAGUUCCAGCAUCGAAAUUGACUUUUCAAGGACAGGAAGUAUGAUACAAGAACAAGAAUCUGAGAGGCAAAGACCCAAGAAAAGUUCUUGCAUAGAAAUCGACUUUUCACAGACAAGUAGUGCUUUCCAAGAACAAGAAUCUGAGUUGGAAUGCCCUAAGAAAAGGGGACGUUCUGCUGUCCACUGCAAUACAAAGACUAAAGCAUGCCGUGAGAGAGAAAGACGGGAAAAGUUGAAUGACAGCUUUUUAAACCUGAGCUCGGUUUUGGAACCUGGAAGGGCUGCCAAAGCUGACAAAUUGGCUUUAUUAUCUGAUGCUAUAAGAAUUGUGAAGCAGUUGAGGAUCGAAAAUCAGGAGGUUAAAGAUGAGAAUAAAAAGCUGCAAGAGGAAAUUGAAAGUUUAAAGGCCGAAAAGAAUGAACUUCGUGAUGAGAAAUCGACAUUGAGGGCAGAAAAAGAAAAGAUGGAACUGCAUAUGAAAGCAAUGUCUGGCAUGCCUGGUCCUGGAAUGAUUCCUCCUUAUCCACCGGCCUAUCAAGCUGGACCAAAUAAGAUGGCUGUUUACCCUGGUUAUGGUAUGUACCCUAUGUGGCAUUAUCUACCACCGGCUACUCGUGAUACUUCUCGUGACCAUGAACUCAGGCCUCCUGCUGCUUAAGUGGAUGUGCAAGAUUUCUUCUCAACAGGAAUUCUGCGACAUUUGUCUCAAGUUUUGUCUUUCUUUAUUUGAAUGUAUAUAAUGUUGGUGAACCUGUUUCUUAAUUUAGAUUGGAAUAGCCAGAGGCUCAUGGCUUAAACGCCGUAGAGUGUCGCUAGACUAUGUAAGUACACUAAUUAAGACUCCUAUUGUUUAUUUCCUGUGUGUUUUUUUUAUUUCGUAUGAAUGUAAUCCUGCUGUUUUUACUCUG